AUGUCCACCUCCGACACCACCGCAACCACCACCACCACCCGGAAUCCUACUCCAGACCUCCCAACCCUCACCAUUCCCCCGACCGACCCAUCCAUCCACACCCACACCGUCAUCUUCCUCCACGGCCGCGGUGACAACACGCGCUCCUUCACCCGCGCGCUGCACAACUGGCGGCACUCGCGAACGGGGCAAACCCUCUUCGACACCUUCCCGACCUUUCGCUGGGUGUUCCCGCAGGCGCCGCUGCGGCCCGUCGCCAGCACGGCCGACCACUUCCACCAGAAGGUCAUGCACCAGUGGUUCGACGUGUGGACGGCGCGGGAUUUUUCGCUGCGCGAGGACGUGCAGGUCGAGGGGCUGAGGGAGAUGGUGCCCGUCGUCAGGACGAUGCUCGCGCGCGAGGCGGGGAAAUUGGGCGGGCGGUGGGAUCGCGUCGUGUUGGCAUGGAUUAGCAUGGGAGCUGCGACGGGGGUACAUACGCUGUUUAAUUUGGAUGUGUCUCCAGGAGAAAAUGGGGGCGGGUUGGCGGCAUUUAUGGGGUUUUGUGGGCGUUGUCCGUUUAUGGGCCGGUCGCUUGCCGAGAUGAGGGCGGUGCUGGCGCUCGGGGAGGGCGUGCCGCCUGCGGGGGAGAACGGUGUGGUCCGGCGCACGCCGGUCAUGUUGCAGCAUAAUGUGGAUGAUCCGUUGGUGCUGAUUGAGAGGGGCCGCGGUUUGAGGGAUACGCUGACGGGGUUUGGGGCGCAGGUUGAGUGGAGGGAGUAUGCCACCGGCGGGCACUGGUUUCAGGAGCCGGAGGGGAUUGAUGAUGCGGUGGAGUUCCUGACCAGGGUCGUUCUGGGAAAGGGUGGGAGUGAAGUUGCGGAUGCUGAGGGAUCAGGAGAAGAUGGGCAGGGCCAGGCGGCGGCAGAACCUGAGACUGUGGGUUUGUCUUGA
Parathielavia appendiculata is the source of this 933-nucleotide messenger RNA. Its product is annotated as alpha/beta-hydrolase. Gene Ontology annotation, biological process: protein depalmitoylation. Bases 1 to 933 code for a protein of 310 amino acids. The record is from RefSeq and is a predicted model, not a curated record. Gene Ontology annotation, molecular function: carboxylic ester hydrolase activity; palmitoyl-(protein) hydrolase activity. Lineage: Eukaryota; Fungi; Ascomycota; Sordariomycetes; Sordariales; Chaetomiaceae. The transcript has a single exon. Gene Ontology annotation, cellular component: cytoplasm.